Vigna radiata var. radiata (mung bean) is the source of this 1415-nucleotide messenger RNA. Its product is annotated as tRNA-dihydrouridine(20) synthase [NAD(P)+]-like. Gene Ontology annotation, biological process: tRNA dihydrouridine synthesis. The record is from RefSeq and is a predicted model, not a curated record. Gene Ontology annotation, molecular function: tRNA dihydrouridine synthase activity; flavin adenine dinucleotide binding. Gene Ontology annotation, cellular component: cytoplasm. The coding region runs from base 167 to 1138 and encodes 323 amino acids. The transcript is spliced from 9 exons. Lineage: Eukaryota; Viridiplantae; Streptophyta; Magnoliopsida; Fabales; Fabaceae.
GUAGCAUAGAAAAACCGGGACUCGUUUUGACUCAAAACAAAAGAAAAUUGUAUUUGAACUCUUAGAUUUUGCAUCUUCAAUCCUUUAUCUAUUCUCGCCACUCUCGCCACUCUCGCCGAAUAGAUCCGGGCAAAUUGGGAACUCGGCAUUCGUCAACCCUACAAUUAUGGACUACCGCAACAAACUCGUUCUCGCUCCCAUGGUUCGCGUUGGCACUCUCCCAUUUAGAUUACUAGCUGCUCAAUAUGGUGCAGAUAUCACUUACGGUGAGGAAAUCAUUGAUCAUAAGAUGCUCAAGUGCGAGCGUCGAAUCAACGAACUCAUUGGAUGCACUGAUUUUGUGGAGAAGGGAACAGAUAGUGUUGUUUUUAGAACCUGCAAUGAAGAAAAGGAUAGGGUUGUAUUUCAAAUAGGCACAUCCGAUGCUGUGAGAGCCCUAACUGCUGCUCAGUUAGUGUGUAAUGAUGUCGCUGCCAUAGAUAUUAACAUGGGUUGCCCGAAGUCAUUUUCUGUGAGUGGUGGGAUGGGUGCUGCUCUGCUGUCCAAACCAGAGCUUAUUCAUGAUAUCUUAACAACAUUAAGGAGGAAUUUGAACACACCCGUAACUUGUAAGAUCCGACUCUUAAAAUCACCACAUGACACUGUGGAAUUGGCCAGAAGAAUUGAGAAAACUGGUGUUUCUGCUCUUGCAGUCCAUGGACGAAAGGUCACAGAUAGGCCCAGAGAUCCUGCUAAGUGGAAUGAAAUAGCUGAUGUUGUGUCAGCAUUAUCUAUUCCAGUGAUAGCAAAUGGUGAUGUUUUUGAGUAUGAUGAUUUUGAACGCAUUAAAUCAGCCACAGGUGCCGCAUCGGUGAUGGUUGCCAGAGGUGCACUUUGGAAUGCAUCAAUAUUUUUGCCUGAAGGUAAAGUCUCUUAUGAAGAUGUAAAAAGGGAAUACAUUAGGAAGUGCAUCUUAUGGGAUAAUGAUAUAAAAAGCACCAAGCAUACAGUAAAGGAAAUGAUAAUACAUUAUUCUUGCCUAGAACUGGCUGAAGGGAAGGCUGUGAUCAAAUCAGAGUCCACAGCUGAUCUAGCGGAACUCUAUGGGCAGAAAGAAUACUACCAGUUAGUUAAACAAGGCUCUUUUUAUGCUUCUUGAUAAUGUCUUUGGAGCAUAAAUAUUCAGAGUUAGGACAUGGCUUCCCUGGUUAAGAAUUUGGGCAGCUCCGAGUUUACUUGGCACAUUACGAGAAACUUACACAACUCACAGUUGAUAUUAUUCUGGAAUUCGAACUCAAUCAUUUGUUUGUCGUGGAUGAAAAUAGUUAGAUGUACAAGCAUGGAUAUAGAUAAUGCUAUAGGCUAUAUUCGUGAUUUGUAAUCAUUUUUUAUACAUGGAAGUGUAAUAUUUAUUGUAGAGGCUUUUUUUUUUUUUU